UUGUGCACACAUCUCUAGGGUAAACGCUGCUUGUGCUCAUUGCACAGCCCGUCGGUGACCACAUUGCUAUGUGUAAUCUGGCAGUGUCACUAGCUUCUACUAGGUAUGCCAUCAUGUGAUGCCAGUAUGGAAAAGGUGCACGCAGGCAGCCGCCACCUCUCCUACUGUAUCUCUGUUUUUGUGAUAGAGAAAAGGAGGAGGGAUUGCUGCUCCCAUAGGUGUUACUCAUCUCUGUGAAGAGGCAUAGGCUCUCGGUGCUUUGCAGAAACUGACUUUUUCCAUCCCUAGUACUGUAUGUCCGUCCUGGUACCCUUUUGGUCUAAUUACCAUGGUUGGUUCUAAAUCGGAGUGGGAGAAGCAGUGGUGCAAGUAGAAAAAAUGUCUUACAGGUACGAUAUUCAAAACGCUGCGUUCUCUACUCUCUGUGCGUCUGAUUUACGUCAUCACCAGAAUGCCGAAACGAGGGAAGAAGGAAGACGUGAAGGCUGAAUCUGUGGAGAAUGAGGAACCUGAACAAAAAAAGGGAAAGAAAGGCGGUAAGGAGCCAGAACCUGUGAUUUUGUAUGAGGAUUCCCCUGACAAGUUAACCACAGAUGACGGAAAGAAAUACACAUGGAAGAUCAGCUCCUGGAAUGUUGAUGGGAUUAGAGCUUGGGUCAAAAAAGAAGGGUUGUCGUGGGUACGGGAAGAAGACCCUGACAUCAUAUGCCUUCAGGAGACAAAGUGUGCAGAGAAAGCCCUGCCAUCAGAUGUUAAGGAUAUGCCUGAGUACCCUCACAAGUAUUGGGCCUGCUCUGAUGAAAAAGAGGGUUACAGUGGCGUCGCAAUGCUCUGCAAGGAAGAGCCUGUAAAUGUCACUUAUGGCAUCGGAAUUGAAGAGCAUGAUAAGGAGGGCCGUGUUAUCACUGCUGAGUUUGAGUCCUUUUACUUGGUUGCUGCUUAUGUUCCCAACUCCAGCCGCGGCCUAGUUCGUCUUGAUUACCGCCAGCGCUGGGAUGUAGACUUUCGUGGUUACCUAAAGGGGCUAGACGGCAAAAAGCCACUCAUUCUGUGUGGUGACUUGAAUGUUGCGCAUAAAGAGAUUGAUCUGAAGAAUCCCAAAACCAACAAGAAAACACCUGGCUUUACUCCGCAGGAGAGAGAAGGAUUUGGAACACUGCUGGAUGAAGGCUUCCUGGACAGUUUCCGCGAGCUGUAUCCCGAUAAGCCAUUUGCUUAUACCUUCUGGACCUACAUGAUGAAUUCCCGAGCUAAGAAUGUUGGGUGGAGGCUUGAUUACUUUGUCUUGUCAAAAGCCUUGCGGCCAUCCUUAUGUGACAGUAAGAUCAGGAGCAAAGCUAUGGGGAGUGACCACUGCCCUAUAACCCUUUAUAUGGCCAUAUAAAGCAAAAUCCUGAUCAGCAGUUCAGUAUCUCUAUACAAAUAUGUAUGUGGCCGCGGCGCCACGAACACUGUCCCGCUGUAUAUGACCAUAAGAUUACACGCCAUCUGGUAUAAAGCACUGUGGACAAGGAAUGCUGCUCCAUACACCCAGUGCUAAAUAUACAGAAAAUAUUAAUGUUUUGUUCAUUGUUACAGACUUACAAAAGUAUUCCACCCUGGUUAUUGUCUGCUACUUAUGGUCAUGUGCAGUGGUUGGUGAUGUGCGCUAUAGCCAUCAUAUAAGGCUUACUUAUUGGUGCUUUCCCCCUUAGGUAUCUCUUGCUAUGUAGACUUUAACUCUAUAACAAAAUAAAUCUUUUUUUUUUUUUUUUUUUUUUGUAUUUCCCAAGUGCAGGAGUCUCCAUAUCUGAUGUAUAUAAUAAUAACACACAGUUUGAGUAUGUGCUCAUUGCUUGUAGCUUCAUGGGUUACUAUGUGAUUUUCCCAUUUUGAGUAAUCAAAACAAGGAUGAGUUAUCAACAGCAAAUGCUUUGUCCAUACUGUAAGCAUAUAUGAUAAAGCAGGGGUGUGAGGUAUAGAAUUCCAAAUUUACUACAUCAUCUUUCUUUUUCUAUGCUUGAUUGAAUUUCCAGGAAAUAGACUUAUCAGAUGUCUUUGUUUUUUUAAUACAAAUGUUUGAAUGCUUUCCUAAAAGAAGCCAGCAAUUACAGAUCACACAUUUCUCUACUAGUAGUAUUAGACAGUGGAACCAAAAAGUGCAGGUUAUUUUUUUUUGUGUAUGUGUAAUAAAGUACUGGGCAUCCACACAUCUACCUACAUUGUGGGAAGACUCUGAGGGGUCUAUUCAUGAAGCAGUGAGUAGAGUGGAGAAGUGAGCCUGUGGAGAAGUUGCCCAAGGCAACCAAUCAGCUGCUCCGUACAAUUGUAUAGUAUGCAAAUUUAUAAAUGUUAUUUCAGUGCUUAUUGGUUGCCAUGGGCAACAUCUCCACUGGCUCACUUCUCCACACUUUUCACUGCUUCAUGAAUAGACCCCUGAAAGUUGAGUAGUGGAAAGGAAAUAAUUUUUCAAGUGUGUGUGUGUGUGUGAAAAGCAUACAAGUGUAUAGUUAUGAAAGCAAUGGGACACAGAUGAUCCAGAUGGUUAUGCCCAAGAACAACUCUUAAUAGAGCGUGGUAAAUAGAAGCACUUUCUUACAUAAAUUUGAAAAAAGUUUUUUAUUUCGACUUUUUAUUUUAUUGGAGACUGAAAUAUUGCAAUAGGUGCUGGUCUCAAGUUUAAUGGAAAAUGAUGAUCGUUAAAAAUGAAAAUGAUGACUACUUUAAUGUUUCCACAGUGGGGAAGCACCAAGCACCCCAAACAUGCAAACAAACUGAUGUUACAGAGGGGACAGGUCCUCUUUAAACAUCUAAGCCAAUUAUAAAUGCUUAAUAUGUGUUUCUGUUGUAUCACUGUUUCAACAAUUUCUGAGCUACCCAUGAGACACUAGCUGCUACCUGUAGCCCUGUCACAAGCAGUGUGCUGCAUCUGAGUCUGACAAGACUGCGCCAGUGGCUUAGUGUGGCUGCUCCUGUGGGAAGUCCCAAGAACCAUGGGAGCACUUACAGGUAGAAUAGUCACAAGUGGCCAUUUGCAGAGCAUUGCAUCUAUUGUGCAGCUCAGAACUCUAGGCAGAGGUAUCUAAUCACUAGUUAGAGAUUAGUUGCCAUCACUAGCCACAGCUAUUUUUUACAUGUUGUUUUACAGCAUUGUGAAAGUGAAGCUUGUGUGUUGCCCACAUUCAUGAAGAGUCCUUGUGAUUGAUUAUGUCACCCACAAAUGGCACUCAUUUUGGGUUAACUUUUUAAAUGUGGUUAUUUUCUUUAUUUAGACAAUUGUGAAUAUAUGGAAGUUACUUUCAUUACGAUUUAGGGGGGAUUCAUCAAUGAGUGGAGAAGAAACAUUGAUUUUCCUGAUAUUUCUCUGAUAUUUUUUUAUCGGCCAAUCCAAUUGGCUACCCGGGAAAAACAAACAAAACAUUUUCUCCCGAACGCACAGGGUUUGUGAAACCUGUGGUUUUUUUAGCUAGAAACAGCCCCGUUUUCAAUUUGGUUUAGUUUGCCUGAGGCAGGUGAAACAGAAUUCCUGAUAAGCCGCGGCUCUAAUUGAAUAGCCCCCCAGCGAGACAAUUGGGUAAUUUAAUUCCCCUUUAGAGUUUAAAAUUUUAAUAUUUGUACUCUUAGCAUUUAGUAGAGCGGAACUGUCUUUAAUAGCUAAGAUAUCACAAUUAGAUUUUUAGUGUUCUAGGCUAUUAAAUACAAGGCAGUGACAUUAGUUGGUAAUACAAAAAAAAAAAAGUCAGUGCUUCUAGUAUAUUGAUUUUGUGUUUGUGGGGGUCCAGUGUAUCUUUUCAAAGUAAACCACAAUGAGCGAUUCACUAGGUGCUGUCCCAAGUUUACGGUUUAUUAAUCCUCUUAGGUGAGAUGAGCGUUCCUCCCAAAUGAUAAAAGACAAAAGGGGGUAUUCAAUGCUUGUCGGAAACUGCUGUCUUGUUGGAAAGACGGCAGUUUUCUGAAUUUUUUAGGUCAGAAGGUGUCCCUACCUAUUCAGUCCUCCUUCAGUUUUUCCGACUUGUCGGAAAACAUGUGGAUUGGCGGAAUAGCUGCGGAUCCAUGCGUUUUGUCAGAUUCCGCAUCCAAAUCCAAUAGGGUUUGGCCCCGUUUCCGACAAUGUCAAUCCAACUUUAAAAAAAGUCGGAUUGGCAUUGUUGGGAACGGCCAAAUACUGUCGGUUUUGGUCACUCAUUGAAUACUGCAUUGUCGGAUCCUUUCCGUCGGAAAGGAUCCGACAAGCAUUGAAUACCCCCCAAAGUGUUUCAUUAAACCACUGUAUAUCAAGCCAUACCAGUUGCAAUGGGACCAAUUGAUGUACAGUGGUUAAAUUUAACACUUUAUCUUAUAGAACGGACGAUAUAUUGUCCAGUGUGUACCCAGCAUGAGGGCGCAGUGUUGCAUCAUAUAGAAUUAUCUCUACAAAGGCUUUUGCAUAGUAGCCAGUUUUCUCUGGAAAUAUUUCUUCUGUCCAGUGAGACCAGACCUGAUUCAGAGGUGGACACCCCAGUGUUUUAAAUCUGCGCAUGCAACCUGAUGGUUUCUGCCGGGGAAUGCAGAUCAGAAUUGCAUGGAGAUUCAUGCGAUUCAAAUAGGCAUUCCUGGGGGGUGGCUUUCAUUGGGGGGUGCCGCUGUCAUGGACUGCUUUGGAAGAUUCAGUACACUGGCAGCAGUGGCCAUGUACAGUCAGACAUUCUGAACAAACAUGGGGUUGCACAAAUGUCUGAUGGUGUGGCUAUUUGUGCAGCUGGUGGGUGCCUCAAUAGCCAGCUCAUCCGCUGCAGCAUAAGCAUAAAUUUGCAGUAGCAACUGCAACAAAAAUUGCAAAUGCUGCUGCAUUAUUGUCCUCCACUGAAUUUGGCCCAAUUCCUUCAGGUAAUUCUUAACACUACAGCUGCAUCUAAUCUGCAGUACAAUAAAAAGCAACUGAUGUUUCAAUAUUGUGACACACAUACUGUACAUCUUGUUGGCCAAAGCAGUUGUUUUCAUCUAAACUGGCUAAGCUUUCUCUGUAUGUGGGCUGUCUGGGGAAAAAAAUGUUGGGGUUGAUCUUCACAUGGUUUUCAAUGUCCAGUCACUGAAGAAACAAUGUACAGCCUGUCUUCCCAAUUGUGUUGGCAAGUUGGCAACCGAUGUGGUUGCUCAGUUUGAUCUGGAUCUUUUUUGGGCAUCCUAAACAAAAAUAAGACACUGUAACUGUAGCUGCCAAAAUGUAAUGAUUAAAAUAAUAAAUUGUCUUUGGUAUCAGAGUUGAAUUAUUAUUAUUUUUUUUCAUUUAAGUAAACACUGGAAACCUCUAAAUUAUAUGAUCAUUGACUGGUUGUGCUUUGAAAUACUGAUUAAUUCACAAUCUUUGACAUGUUCUAACCAUUCCGGUUACAAAUACUUGGAUUAGUUUAUCAGAAUUGGUGUGCACACCUCGCAGUAAAGAGCUGAAUAGUUUUUGUUUUAUGAAAGGAUGACAGGCAUUUUUGUGUUUUGAUCCCUCUGUUAUUUUGCAGAUAAUGUUUAACAAUAAAGAUUUUGAAUCUCA
Molecule: messenger RNA, 5503 nt
Organism: Pseudophryne corroboree (corroboree frog)
Lineage: Eukaryota; Metazoa; Chordata; Amphibia; Anura; Myobatrachidae
Gene: APEX1
Product: apurinic/apyrimidinic endodeoxyribonuclease 1
Exons: 5
Coding region: 452-1384 (310 amino acids)
Biological process (GO): base-excision repair
Cellular component (GO): nucleus
Molecular function (GO): endonuclease activity; phosphoric diester hydrolase activity; DNA-(apurinic or apyrimidinic site) endonuclease activity
Source: RefSeq, a predicted model, not a curated record